UAAUACGGUGCAUUACAUCGCCUUCAUCAGAUUUGUUUGGUUCGUCUCUUUUUAUCUCUUCUCAGGAAAUUGCUGUGAUAAAGGAAAUUGAGAACAUGACUGACGAUAGAAGAGUUCACCCAGAUUGUCGGAAUGCUUCGAACCCUUAUCAUGAAUGCAGCGAAUAUUGCUUCAAAAUAAUAGCGGAAGUAAAGAAGCAAAUGAGCAAAGCUGAAGCAGGUGUAUUGCAAGCUAAUACUAUUGAUGUUCAUCGCUCCUCGGUUGUGAGUUCCGAUGGGGGUGAAGGUGCCCCUGAUGAAAGGGAUGUUGUUGAAAGUCACAGUGAUGCAGAUGAUCAGGCUGAUGGAGAGGAUAAUAUGGGACAAGACUCCGCGAAUCUCACAGGGAGGAAGAAGAAGUUAUUUGAAUUGAGGUUAAAAAUGAAUGAGGCAAGAAAAGCUAAUCAAUCUGCAAUGGUAGCAGAGAAGAAAAAAACAGAAGCUCCACCAGAGUCUAGGGGAAUGUCCAAGCAAAAAUGGAUCGAGGAGAGGAAGAAGAAAAUUGGGAAGUUGUUGGAUGCCAAUGGGUUAGAUAUGAGCAAGGCAUAUAUGCUAGAUACACAAGAGUCUGCAGAGGUUAAGUACAAGAAGUGGGAGAAGGAGCCUGCUCCAGCUGGUUGGGAUGUUUUUAAUCAGAAGACGCUAUACGAUGCAUACAAGAAGCGCACAAAGAAUGUUGCUGUUGAUGUAGAUGAGUACAAUAGAAUGAAGGAAGCUGACCCAGAAUUUUAUCGAGAAGCUUCUAGUCUACAGUAUGGGAAGGCACCAAAAUUAUCAGACGACAAGAUAGAGAGGAUGGUGAAGGAGCUCAAGGACAGGGACGAGAAGCGCCAAUCAUUUAGUCGGAGGAGAAAGUUCCAUGAAGAGAAAGACAUUGACUCUAUUAAUGAUCGUAACGAGCACUUCAAUAAAAAGAUUGAGCGUGCCUUUGGAAAAUACACCUUGGAGAUCAAGAAUAACCUUGAGAGAGGAACUGCUUUGCCUGAUUGAGGUAUUAACAUGCCAUGUCAGUGUGUGUUUUUCUGUAUCCUAGAGCAGUCUUGUGACGGGGAUGCUCCUUGAUCUGUUGCUUUCCUGUAUCAUGAUUUCAGUUAAUGUCAAUUUCUCUCUCUCAACCUGAUGCAAAUGCUUGGUGGUGGUUAAUUAUGGUUCAUCUUAUAAACCUCAUUAUUAGCAAGAAACUUUUUUAUUAUUGACAACAAAAAUGUAAAUAUCUAAUAUCCUUUCCCCUCCCUAAAUGAAAAGGUUUGAAUAGGGAAAUGAUCUAUUAAAGGUA
This is a messenger RNA of Solanum verrucosum, 1314 nucleotides long. RefSeq lists its product as uncharacterized. The record is from RefSeq and is a predicted model, not a curated record. The transcript has 6 exons. NCBI's taxonomy places the organism in Eukaryota, Viridiplantae, Streptophyta, Magnoliopsida, Solanales, Solanaceae. The coding region runs from base 96 to 1028 and encodes 310 amino acids. Gene Ontology annotation, cellular component: Prp19 complex; post-mRNA release spliceosomal complex; catalytic step 2 spliceosome.